UUCAUUGCGAUGUUUUUUUUGGGGGGAUUUCAGCCGGUGGAUCCAAAUACGCUUGUUAUAUUAGUAUUUUCCCGCGUCUAUGAUCUGAUUUCAUUUGACAGAAUCGGUAAUGAUUUCUUUAGAACGUGGAUUUCUUGAAUUUAGGUCAAACGCGCAAUACCAAGGCUUGUUUGGAGGAUUGCGGGCAAGACGGCGGAGUAAAUCAAGUGGUAAUCUGAGACCGCGGAUCUCUUCCUUCCAGCUCAUUCUUUACGAAAUCAUAAGCCAACCAUAUCCUUACUUCAAAAGACGAUUGUGGCGUGUUAAAUCAUGGUGUAGAUGAAGCAAGGCUUUCAGGGUUGGCAGGCGCAUUCUGUACUUACUGAGUGAUUUUGUGCCUAUGGAUCGACCUUGGUAUUGGGAAUAUCCCAGCGAGAUAUUGGCUCGAAAAAGGUCUGGACUGUAAUUUUAACCCAUUAACGGUUGGUAGUGAUAACAAGUUUGGACAUGAUCGGUAUAAGUACAUGUUAUGAAAAAAUUCGAGUGGAAAGAUUCAAUCAGCAAUCAGGCAGAUCUAGGGGUUCGGACAAUUAGUUACGUGCCAAGAUUGAGGUAUAUGCGGACAUAAAAAGCUUAUCAUUUAAAACGAAAUAGAAACUCGGAGUCCGGCUCUGUCUUACAGGCAACCAUUUCUCCGAUAGGGCUCCUCUCCAGAUAGGCAACAGCAAAACUUUUCUUGGUGGAUUACUUACACAACAUGUCGACAACUAGAAAUAUAUCCUACGUUCAAAGGAACAGCAGCUUCCAGGAACAUCAUAAUAAGUAUCCUCGUGAAAACGAUUGUUGGAGCUCAAGCAGUAAGCCCGACUUUAAUUCACAAACUUACAAUUUACGAACGCGUGGCCUUUCCCAUUGUACAUCGCCAAUAUGUACUUCGCCCACAGAUACGAAUUCCACCGACAUCUCUUUCGACAUCCAUGAUGAUGCUAUUAGCACAUGUAUGGAAGAGAGUCGCAAUGCCUGUAGUAGUCAAUACCAUGCCGGUGUCUCUCAAAGUGACAUUGCCACCUCCUCGGACUAUAAUGACUACCUGUGGCAAGAUACGUCAUACCAGACCUUUACCUGCGAUUCAGAAUUGAUUUAUGAUGCGAAUAUUGACCCGAGCCUUUGGAACUGCGGUGCUAUGAGCACUGGACCUACUGUUCCACGCCCAGCCGCUACAGAAGCCCAAAGCAUCCUCGACGAGCCAGAUUUUAAUAGGUGCUGGGAUAUCCCAUCAAUGGAAGGAGCAUCCAUGCCUAUAAGUGAACAUAGCGGAGGAGUUUUCCCAUCUUGCAUGGUUGACGAGCCUAAUAUCGCGAGAACGCCUAGUGUCAAUUCAUUCCGAUCGGCCGUUUCGGAUUACAUAAUGGAAAGGCAGCCUGCUUCCUAUUUCUUCGAUACGACCGAGUUUAUGAUGAUGAGAUCGCAAUCCAUUGGCGAGGAAUCAUACCGAUCCGAAUCAACUUUAGGAUCACCUCCACCAGGUGUAAUGGGAAAAUCAUCAUCUUGCUCCAAAAGGAAACGAAGAAUCCCAGAUAGUGAUGACCCGAACCACAUAAAUCGACGGGGAGAUACUGGGAGAAGGAAGUUGGAUCGAUAUUUUUGUACUCGUUGCAAUGCAUUUCCCAAAGGUUGGAAGCUACCCGAGGACUUACGAAAGCAUAAUCAAGCAUACCAUACUGAGACGGGAUUUUACUGCGCAUCGGGGGUGGCUGAAAAUUGUGCCUAUUGGAGUUCUCAAGAGUCCAGAUAUGUUGACCAUUUGAAGGCAGAGCAUGCUCAUUUAUGCAUCUCACAAGAGACCAUCCGGAAGUAUAAUACCAUAAAUGGUAUCACAGUCGACGGGAACUAUAUGUGCCGGAUACCAGGUUGUAAGAAGGUAUAUAAAAGGGCAGAGAGAGGCAGGCGUGAUAAACAUGAAGAAAGGAAGGCAGCACAUAGUAGCAGCUAGGCAGCCGGAAAGGCGUGGAUCGAUUUCAUCUGUACUCAACUUACUGAGAGAUGAACGAAAAAGGAUGGCUUGUGUGGAUGAGAACAGAAAAAAUUGAUAUGAACAACGCGAAUCCCCCUUGCGAAUUAGACAAUGAAAAUGGAGGUCCAGUCAUGGCGUUCGAAUAAGCUGAUAUGAGGCCAAUACCGUGGGGGUUGGCAUCCAUUGCAAUUUGAAAGCAAAGAUAUUAUGGCUCAGUGGACAGUCCUCAGAUAAUUAGAUUUAAGAGAAAAAGAAAGAUUCAAUGAUAAAUAAAUCAAAACAUAGCUGCCUGGAAUGGAUAUGAAACGGCG
Sclerotinia trifoliorum is the source of this 2304-nucleotide messenger RNA. NCBI's taxonomy places the organism in Eukaryota, Fungi, Ascomycota, Leotiomycetes, Helotiales, Sclerotiniaceae. The record is from the annotation of a GenBank genome assembly.